UCGCUCCACCUGAUAUACGCAGCAGAAUUUGUUACUAACGUGCUACUCUGGAAUUCUCAGUUAUUGUGCCAUAGCAUAGACACGCUCUCAGACGCCGGCAUGGGUUUUGUCAAGUCUCUACCCCGGCCUGUGGCUGCCUUGUACCCCUCCGUGCUACUGAGCCUGGUGCUAGGUUACUGGGUGUCCCUUACACCUGCUGUAGACAGCUAUCUCCGUCAGAACGUUCAGCCAAUUCUUCAGGAUACGUCAGUAUGGAGGUCAUCAGGUCGCUUCCUUCAGACACAGUGGGAGUGGGUGUACGAAUCCUUCCGCGAUGAGUACCAACUCGCCACUGUCGGAACAACUCUUGUCAUCAUUGUGUGCAUGUUGAUGAUGACGUCACUGUACACGUACAUGGACCUGACGGGCCGCCCUGCUGUACUCGUCCGGUACAAGAUCCAGCCCAACGUCAACCCGCCACCUGUUGACCCUGCAUUGUUCGCAAAGGUUGGACUACAGCUGAUUCCCAACACACUCCUGACGAUAGCGAUAAUCUACCUCCUCCAACCUGUGAUGGUAUGGCGUGGUAUGGAGUUCAGCAAGAAACUCCCGUCUCUAUGGCGCCUGUUACUAGAUUUCCCUGUCUGCGUUCUUAUGCAGGAGAUAGGCUUCUACUAUGCGCACCGACUGGUGCACGUCCCCUACUUGUACAAACGUAUCCACAAGAAGCAUCACGAGUUCACGGCGCCCAUGAGUGUGGUGGCACCGUACUGCCAUCCUUUCGAACACGUCACCAGUAAUGUCAUCCCGCUGUUCACCGGGCCCAUUCUUUCCGGGUGUCACGUGAUCACCAUGUGGCUGUGGUUGGCGUAUUUGAUUUACGAGACUACCACAGGCCAUUCCGGAUACCACCUGCCGUUUUCCAAGUCUCCGGAGUUUCACGAUUUUCAUCACGCAAAAUUUAAUUAUAACUACGGCACAAUCGGUUUGCUGGACUGGCUGCAUGGCACCGACUCUGCCUUCCGGCACAGCACCGCCUGGAAGCGUCACCGCAUCCUGUUUGGUAUUACUCCGCUCUCCGCAUCUAUCCCGGACAUCAAGAAGGAAUGAAUUGAAAGAGACAUAGUGAUGUUAUUGAACAACAAAAACGUCCAUAAAAGUCAACAGAAAGUUAAUGGUAUUUUGAGCUAGCAAAAACAUCAAAACUAUGCGAUACAUUCGAGACAAAAUAUACGACACAAAAACCACGAAUAAAAAAUAAAG
Molecule: messenger RNA, 1242 nt
Organism: Branchiostoma belcheri (Belcher's lancelet)
Lineage: Eukaryota; Metazoa; Chordata; Leptocardii; Amphioxiformes; Branchiostomatidae
Product: fatty acid hydroxylase domain-containing protein 2-like
Exons: 7
Coding region: 100-1089 (329 amino acids)
Biological process (GO): sterol biosynthetic process
Molecular function (GO): iron ion binding; C-4 methylsterol oxidase activity
Source: RefSeq, a predicted model, not a curated record